GGUCACAGACACGCACUUCACUUCACUCUCAACUUCUUCCAUGGCUCCAUUUCUCUCCUCUUCCCUCCCCCUCCUCCUCCUCUCCUUUCUCCCUCUCCUCUCCCUAUCCUUCUCCACCUUUGAUCAACCCUACAAAACCUACAUCAUUCGCAUUGACUCUCAAUCUAAGCCCUCCAUUUUCCCCAAGCAAUGGUACGCUUCCUCUCUAUCCUCCAUCUCCCCUGGAACCACUCCCCUUUUACUCCACACUUACGACACCGUUUUCCAUGGCUUCUCCGCCAUUCUAACACCAGACCGCGCCGCCACUCUCAGCCAACACCCAUCAGUCCUUGCCGUGAUUGAAGACCAACGGAAACAACUCCACACCACUCGGUCUCCUCAGUUUCUUGGACUCAGAAACCAACGUGGGCUCUGGUCGGAUUCUAAUUAUGGUUCUGAUGUUAUCAUUGGCGUUUUGGAUACUGGGAUCUGGCCUGAAAGACGGAGCUUCUCGGAUGUCAAUCUUGGGCCGGUUCCUGGCCGGUGGAAAGGAGUUUGUGAAGUUGGCGAAAGAUUUACAGCAAGAAACUGCAACAAGAAGCUGAUCGGUGCUCGUUUUUUUAUCAAAGGACAUGAGGCAGUAGGUGGGGCUAUGGGACCGAUUAGUCCUAUCAAUGAAACUCUGGAGUUUAAGUCUCCGCGUGAUGCCGAUGGUCAUGGGACUCACACGGCAUCAACUGCGGCAGGAAGGCAUGCGUUUCGUGCUAGCAUGGAAGGUUUUGCAGCGGGGAUUGCAAAAGGGGUGGCUCCGAAAGCACGUUUGGCUGUGUAUAAAGUUUGCUGGAAGAAUGCAGGAUGUUUUGAUUCUGAUAUUUUAGCUGCUUUUGAUACUGCUGUUAAAGAUGGAGUUGAUGUCAUCUCGAUUUCCAUUGGUGGUGGUAGUGGGAUCUCGGCGCCUUAUUAUCUUGAUCCGAUUGCCAUUGGUGCUUAUGGGGCGGCUUCUAGAGGGGUUUUUGUUUCGUCUUCGGCUGGGAAUGAUGGGCCUAAUUUUAUGUCAGUUACGAAUCUUGCUCCUUGGAUUGUUACUGUUGGUGCUGGAACAAUUGACAGGAGUUUCCCUGCUGUUGUUGUUCUUGGUAAUGGGAAGAAAUUAUCUGGUGUUUCGCUAUAUGCUGGUUUGCCCUUGAGUGGUAGAAUGUAUCCUCUGGUUUAUCCAGGGAAAUCAGGGGUUUUGGCAGCGUCACUGUGUAUGGAAAAUUCGUUGGAUCCUAAGAUGGUGAGAGGGAAAAUUGUUGUUUGUGAUCGCGGAAGUAGUCCAAGAGUGGCUAAAGGGUUGGUUGUUAAGAAAGCUGGAGGUGUUGGUAUGAUUCUUGCUAAUGGAGUUUCUAAUGGUGAAGGAUUAGUUGGUGAUGCUCAUUUAAUUCCUGCUUGUGCUCUUGGUUCUGACGAGGGUGAUGCUGUUAAGGCCUAUGUUUCAUCAACGUCGAAUCCGGUUGCUACUAUUGCUUUCAAGGGUACCGUGAUUGGAAUCAAACCAGCUCCAGUUGUUGCUUCGUUUUCAGGUAGAGGACCAAAUGGAAUAAGCCCGGAGAUUCUUAAGCCGGAUUUGAUUGCUCCCGGUGUGAACAUUCUUGCUGCCUGGACUGAUGCUGCUGGUCCAACUGGAUUGGAAUCAGAUCCACGAAAAACUGAAUUCAACAUCCUUUCUGGCACUUCAAUGGCAUGUCCUCAUGUAAGUGGCGCGGCAGCCUUGCUUAAAUCUGCUCACCCACAUUGGAGUCCAGCAGCGAUUAGGUCUGCAAUGAUGACUACCGCGAAUACAUUCAAUAAUCUAAACCAGCCAAUGACCGAUGAGGCCACUGGAAAGGGGUCGUCACCAUAUGAUUUGGGCGCAGGACAUCUCAAUCUUGAUCGAGCAAUGGAUCCAGGUCUUGUUUAUGAUAUUACAAACAAUGAUUAUGUGAACUUUUUGUGUGGAAUUGGAUAUGGGCCAAGAGUAAUUCAGGUGAUCACACGAUCACCUGUGAGUUGUCCAGUGAAGAAACCAUUGCCCGAGAACCUCCAUUACCCUUCUCUUGCAGCACUGUUUUCAAGCUCAGCUAAGGGAGCAUCAAGCAAGACAUUCAUUAGAACAGUCACCAAUGUGGGUCAACCAAAUGCCGUUUAUCGUUUUACAAUCCAAGCUCCGAAAGGAGUUACAGUGGCAGUGAAACCACGAAAAUUGAUGUUCACUGAGGCCGUGAAGAAGCGGAGCUUCAUUGUAACCAUAACAGCCAAUGCCCGGAAUCUGAUCAUGGGUGAUUCGGGUGCUGUAUUCGGGUCAAUUGCGUGGUCGGAUGGGAAGCACGUUGUUAGGAGUCCCAUUGUGGUGGCCCAGAUAGAUCCCUUGUAAGCCUGCUACUUCCAAUCCGAUCAUCUCUUUUUGAUCGAUAAUGUUGAUUGGUAGGUGGUUAAGCACGUGCUCACUGCUUAUGUAGCAAUAGAGAGUGGAAGGCAGCUUAAGUGUAGAAUUUGCUACGCAUAAGAGUGUGGCUGCCAUGUUAGGACCACGGCCAAGAACUUGUUUACAGGGGGUGGCUGGUGUGUGUUCUUUUCUUUUUUUGAACCUUUUUUCUUUGUUAAAUUAUAUCUUUCAUGUAAUGUUGUAUGUAUAAACUUGACAAGUUUAUAUAAGCAAUAGUUUAAUAGAUAAUAGUCAGUUUGAUGCUUU
This is a messenger RNA of Populus euphratica (Euphrates poplar), 2689 nucleotides long. RefSeq names its product subtilisin-like protease. Lineage: Eukaryota; Viridiplantae; Streptophyta; Magnoliopsida; Malpighiales; Salicaceae. The record is from RefSeq and is a predicted model, not a curated record. Gene Ontology annotation, biological process: proteolysis. Gene Ontology annotation, molecular function: serine-type endopeptidase activity.